Messenger RNA from Aspergillus piperis CBS 112811, 366 nucleotides. RefSeq lists its product as uncharacterized. The transcript is spliced from 2 exons. The record is from RefSeq and is a predicted model, not a curated record. Bases 1 to 366 code for a protein of 121 amino acids. Lineage: Eukaryota; Fungi; Ascomycota; Eurotiomycetes; Eurotiales; Aspergillaceae.
AUGACGGACUUCGAGUCACCAAACAGACUUUUUCCCCUUUCUUUUUGGGCGGCGCGAGGAAAGAACUCCAGCAGGGGAGUUUAUCCCAACUUCAUCCUCAUCUUUAUCGCCUCCAGGCAUCCUAUCCACCCAGGAGAGCCAUUUGAACAGCCCAUCUCCAGAAUUACCGUCUCUGGCAAGCUAGGGUGCCUGUUAGUGUCGGGCCAGGCCGAUGACAAGCUUGCUGGUCGUUGGUUGAUUGCAGCGGCGCACUCCACCGUCUCUGCGGCCGAUGCUCUCCGGACCAGCCAGAGCCCCUAUCUGCUAAUUAUCCCACGCAUCAUCCGAGCCGGUCUCGCCGGGGUGCUGUUCCAUCCCAGCUUCUAG